Molecule: messenger RNA, 6355 nt
Organism: Procambarus clarkii (red swamp crayfish)
Lineage: Eukaryota; Metazoa; Arthropoda; Malacostraca; Decapoda; Cambaridae
Source: RefSeq, a predicted model, not a curated record
UUAUAGAUAGAGCUAGUACAUACAAUGCCUAAAGCCACUAUUACGCAAAGCGUUUCGGGCAUAUGCUCCAAAUGCUCCAGAUGCAUCUUUCUGGAUGAUGAUAUUAAUAAAAUAAUUAAGGCGGUGUACAAGUGACACCCCCCCCACCCUUGUGUACAAGUGACAAGAGGCGUGAGUACACCUUGAGUGACCCAACCUCACACCUCAAAACAUCUCACUCGUACUACUCCAACAAACCAUGCAUUAUAUUCUAUUGUACAACAUGAAACAUCAAUUAGCAGACGGAGGCCGGCCGUGGAGGGAUCGAUUAUCAAGGAUUGACCAGCGCGCCGCUAGCUUCUGUGCUGGGGUUCCCGGGGCGUGGAGGGGCGCUGGGGCUACAUGUUCCAAGGGAUGCCUGGUGGGUGAAUGGGGAGCGGGGGCUAUAUGUUCCAAGGGAUGCCUGGUGGGUGAAUGGGGAGCAGAGGCUAUGUUCCAGGGGAUGCCUGGUGGGUGGGAGGUUAGGUUGCAGAGGUUGCCAGGUGGGUGGGAGGGAGGAGGGCAGAGUCACAGGGUUGCCUGUAAGGGGAGCUGGGAGGGGAAGGGUGGGCCAGGCUCCAGGGGUGGCCCAGCACGGGCCUCGCAUUCCAGUCUUGGAAUCACCCGUGUUGCGGUGCGCCUGAACUCCUCUACUCCAGCCAUAUCUGUGCCCAACGCACACCUGGGUGCCACACACCUGGCCGCCACACACACCUGGGCGAGCGCUAAACCUGAGAGGAAGGCGCAGCCGGAGGGGCAGCAGGGCCAGACUCUGCCGAAGACCCAGCCCUGGCCUCAUCCGUCACCGGGAUGUCUGCGCCCCUCUUCACACGGCUGAGCCUGCCGGAGGGGCUGGAGGAGAUGGUGGAGGUGCUGGCUCGGGAGGUCAUCAAGAGCCAGUACUCGGAGCCGUAUGACAUAUAUAACUUUGCCUGGAAACACUUCUCAGAGCUGGUGGCACGCCACAAGAGUCUCCCUGCUAAAGAUGGGGCGCCGUACGGGGGUCGCUCCAGGAGGGUCCCAGGAGGCAGCCAAGGAGAGAGCGGUGGGCAGCGCGCCAGCAGGAGACGACCGCUGCCUGGGACUGGCGUGGUGCUGGCGGGCGUGGCAGGCGUGGCUGGCAGAAAGAAGGAAGUAAAGCUCCUGAAGGAAGGCGUGGCGGCUAAGACAAGUUCCCUGGACCGCGCAACAACUAAACCUGUCCGUCGUUCCUUCAUUGCUGAAACAAAGGACAAGAUGAAGAAGAGCAUGUCGCUGGACCGCCGCAACGCCCCGGCGCUCAGCCGCGCGGACAAGGCCGAGAGCGAGGAGAAGGUGGCCAUCGCUCGCGAGUCCAUGUUAACAAGAGCCAGGAAGACGAAGAAGCUUGAAGAAGGGAACAAAAAGAAGAAGCCCGGAGUCAAGGAGGGAAACGGGCGCCGGGCAGCUGUGAUUGGAGGUGUAGCAGCUGCGGGGGCGGCAGUCGCAACUGCAGGGGCUAUCGCGGCAACUGAGCUUGCUGAUUACACCACUGAGGCAGCCGGAGAUUUGAGUAAUGCAGUUGAAGAUGUUGCUGGUGGAGUAUUGGAUGCUGCAGGGGCACCAGCUGAGGAUGUGGCAGCUGAGGAUGUGGCAGCUGAAGCAGAGGAACCAGCUGAGGAUGUGGCAGCUGAAGCAGAGGAACCAGCUGAGGAUGUGGCAGCUGAAGCAGAGGAACCAGCUGAGGAUGUGGCAGCUGAAGCAGAGGAACCUGCUGAGGAUGUGGCAGCUGAAGAAGAAGCUGCAGCAGAGGAACCAGCUGAGGAUGUGGCAGCUGAAGAAGCUGCAGCAGAGGAGCCAGCUGAGGAUGUGACAGCUGAAGAAGCUGCAGCAGAUGAGCCAGCUGAGGAUGUGGCAGCUGAAGAAGCUGCAGCAGAGGAGCCAGCUGAGGAUGUGGCAGCUGAAGAAGAAGCUGCAGCAGAGGAACCAGCUGAGGAUGUGGCAGCUGAAGAAGAAGCUGCAGCAGAGGAGCCAGCUGAGGAUGUGGCAGCUGAAGAAGAAGCUGCAGCAGAGGAACCAGCUGAGGAUGUGACAGCUGAAGAAGCUGCAGCAGAUGAGCCAGCUGAGGAUGUGGCAGCUGAAGAAGCUAAAGCAGAGGAGCCAGCUGAGGAUGGGGCAGCUGAAGAGCCAGCUGAGGAUGGGGCAGCUGAAGAGCCAGCUGAGGAUGGGGCAGCUGAAGAGCCAGCUGAGGAUGGGGCAGCUGAAGAGCCAGCUGAGGAUGGGGCAGCUGAAGAGCCAGCUGAGGAUGUGGCAGCUGAAGAAGAAGCUGCAACUGAGGAGCCAGUUGAGGAUGUGGCAGCUGUAGCAGAGGAGCCAGCUGAGGAGCCAGUUGAGGAUGUGGCAGCUGCAGCAGAGGAGCCAGCUGAGGAUGGGGCAGCCGCAGCAGAGGAGCCAGCUGAGGAUGGGGCAGCUGCAGCAGAGGAGCCAGCUGAGGAUGGGGCAGCCGCAGUAGAGGAGCCAGCUGAGGAUGGGGCAGCCGCAGCAGAGGAGCCAGCUGAGGAUGGGGCAGCCACAGCAGAGGAGCCAGCUGAGGAUGGGGCAGCUGCAGCAGAGGAGCCAGCUGAGGAUGGGGCAGCUGCAGCAGAGGAUGUGGCAGCUGAAGAAGCUGCAGCAGAGGAGCCAGCUGAGGAUGUGACAGCUGAAGAAGCUGCAGCAGAGGAACCAGCUGAGGAUGUGACAGCUGAAGAAGCUGCACCAGAGGAGCCAGCUGAGGCUGGGGCAGCUGCAGCAGAGGAGCCAGCUGAGGAUGGGGCAGCUGCAGCAGAGGAGCCAGCUGAGGAUGGGGCAGCUGCAGCAAAGGAGCCAGCUGAGGAUGGGGCAGCUGCAGCAGAGGAGCCAGCUGAGGAUGUGGCAGCUGCAGCAGAAGAGCCAGCUGAGGAUGUGGCAGCUGAAGAAGCUGCAGCAGAGGAACCAGCUGAGGAUGUGACAGCUGAAGAAGCUGCACCAGAGGAGCCAGCUGAGGCUGGGGCAGCUGCAGCACAGGAGCCAGCUGAGGAUGGGGCAGCUGCAGCAGAGGAGCCAGCUGAGGAUGGGGCAGCUGCAGCAGAGGAGCCAGCUGAGGAUGGGGCAGCUGCAGCAGAAGAGCCAGCUGAGGAUGUGGCAGCUGAAGAAGCUGCUGCAGCAGACGAGCCAGCUGAGGAUGUGGCAGCUGCACCAGAGGCACCAGCUGAGGUUGUGGUAGCUGAAGAAGAAACUGAAGCUGCAGCAGAGGAGCCAGUUGAGGAUGUGGCAGCUGUACCAGAGGAACAAGCUGAGGAUGUGGCAGAAGCACCAGAACAACAAGCUGAGGAUGUGGCAGCAGCAGCACCAGAGGAACCAGCUGAGGCUGCUGCAAAUGCAGCUGAAGUGGUUGAUGCAACUGACGUUGCAGAAACAAUUGAAGACACGGGAGCUGCAGCCGAGGAUGUUACUGAAGCAGCUGAGGGAGUUUCAGAAACAGCUGAAGAUGAAAUUCCUGCAGAUGAGGAUGCAGUAGAUAUUGUCGAAGAUACAGGAGCUGCAGCUGAGGAUGUUACAAAAACAGAUGAUGAUACAGCUCCUGCUGCUGAGGAUAUUACAGAAGCAGCUGAAUAUACAAUUCCUGCAGCUGCGGAUGAGGCAGAUAUUGUCGAAGAUAAAGGGGCUGUAGCUGAGGAUGGUACAGAAGCAGCUGAAGAUACAGUUCCUGCAGCUGAGGAUGGUACAGAAGCAGCUGAAGAUACAGUUCCUGCAGCUGAGGAUGGUACAGAACCAGCUGAAGAUACAGUUCCUGCAGCUGAGGAUGGUACAGAAGCAGCUGAAGAUACAGUUCCUGCAGCUGAGGAUGGUACAGAAGCAGCUGAAGAUGCAGUUCCUGCAGCUGAGGAUGGUACAGAAGCAGCUGAGGAUAGUACAGAAGCAGCUGAAGAUACAGUUCCUGCAGCUGAGGAUGUUACAGGAACUGAAGAUGCAGUUCCUGGAGCUGCGGAUGUUACAGAAGCAGCUGAAGAUGUGGCAGAUACUGUCGAAGAUACAGGAGCUGCAGCUGAGGAUGUUACAGCAGCUGAAGAUGUGGCAGAUACUGUCGAAGAUACAGGAGCUGCAGCUGAGGAUGUUACAGAAGGAGCUGAAGAUGCAGUUCCUGGAGCUGAGGAUGUUACAGAAGCAGCUGAAGAUGUGGCAGAUACUGUUGAAGAUACAGGAGCUGCAGCUGAGGAUGUUACAGGAGCUGAAGAUGUGGCAGAUACUGUUGAAGAUACAGGAGCUGCAGCUGAGUAUGUUACAGAAGGAGCUGAAGAUGUGGCAGAUACUGUCGAAGAUACAGGAGCUGCAGCUGAGGAUGUUACAGAAGCAGCUAAAGAUGCAGUUCCUGGAGCUGAGGAUGUUACAGAAGCAGCUGAAGAUGUGGCAGAUACUGUUGAAGAUACAGGAGCUGCAGCUGAGGAUGUUACAGGAGCUGAAGAUGUGGCAGAUACUGUCGAAGAUACAGGAGCUGCAGCUGAGGAUGUUACAGGAGCUGCAGCUGAGGAUGUUACAGGAGCUGAAGAUGUGGCAGAUACUGUCGAAGAUACAGGAGCUGCAGCUGAGGAUGUUACAGGAGCUGCAGCUGAGGAUGUUACAGGAGCUGAAGAUGUGGCAGAUACUGUCGAAGAUACAGGAGCUGCAGCUGAGGAUGUUACAGGAGCUGCAGCUGAGGAUGUUACAGGAGCUGAAGAUGUGGCAGAUACUGUCGAAGAUACAGGAGCUGCAGCUGAGGAUGUUACAGGAGCUGCAGCUGAGGAUGUUACAGGAGCUGCAGCUGAGGAUGUUACAGGAGCUGAAGAUGUGGCAGAUACUGUCGAAGAUACAGGAGCUGCAGCUGAGGAUGUUACGGAAGGAGCUGAAGAUGCAGUUCCUGGAGCUGAGGAUGUUACAGAAGCAGCUGAAGAUGUGGCAGAUACUGUCGAAGAUACAGGAGCUGCAGCUGAGUAUGUUACGGAAGGAGCUGAAGAUGCAGUUCCUGGAGCUGAGGAUGUUACAGAAGCAGCUGAAGAUGUGGCAGAUACUGUUGAAGAUACAGGAGCUGCAGCUGAGGAUGUUACAGAAGCAGCUGAAGAUGUGGCAGAUACUGUUGAAGAUACAGGAGCUGCAGCUGAGGAUGUUACAGAAGCAGCUGAAGAUGUGGCAGAUAGUAUUGAAGAUACAGGAGCAGCAGCUGAGGAUGUUACGGAAGCAGCUGAAGAUUUAGAUCCUGCAGCUGAGGAUGUUACAGAAGCAGCUGAAGAUGUGGCAGAUACUGUCGAAGAUACAGAAGCUGCAGCUGAGGAUAUUACAGCAGCUGCUGAAAAUGCAGUUCCUGCAGUUGAGGAUGUGGCAGAAACUGUCGAAGAUACAGGACCUGUAGAUGAGGAUGGUAUAGAAGCAGCUGAGGAUGUUGCAGAUACAAAUGAAGACAAUGUAACUGAUGUGGAUGAUUCGGGAACCACAAUUGGUGAAGUUGCAGAUACAGUUGACGAUACUGAAGCUGCUGCUGAUAUGGCAGAUAUUGCUGAAGAUGCAACUGAAGACACAGCUGGUGCAGAUGAAAGUUCAGCUGAAGCUUUAGCUCCUGGACCUGAAGACGAGGCAGAAGAUGUGACAAACACUGUGGCGGCAGCUGAAACUGUACAGGAAGUGGAGGAGUCUGUGAGGAGCGCCAUGGAGGGUAGAGUUGGAGACGAGGAGCACAAGAGCACUCCUUACCCCUCCGCCAGGCUCCGCUCACCAGAGGCCCUCGCCUCCACACUUGACAGCAUUCAAGACGAAGGCUCGAAUUCCGCCGAUAUUGACGAGAGUAAAAAUGUAAGUUUCUUCGUUGGUGAUGAAGAUGUCGAUAACGAAAUCAAGAAUGAGACGAGUCAAAUUCUCGGGGAGACGGAGGCCGGGAUAAGCUCUGCAGAAGGACUCGUUAUUGACUCAUAUGGCGGACAGACAGCUGGGGAGGACCCGAGCGAUGCAGCUGCCCACGGUGUUGAAUCAUCGCCCUUCGCCUCCUUCGCUUCUCAAAGUCAACACCAGCACGAGUUCGACGAAUCAGACGAGGAGAAUCAUCGCAGAGGACAACAGCAGGAGUUCCAGGGCAUCAACCCGAGCUCCUCACAGGGUCACACAGCAGUCAGCACCGUAAACCAGCUACACAACCAAGCUGGCUUUGGCUUCAGGAAGUUCUUCGAUGAAGUCAAAGCAGACAUCAAGAACUUUGUGUCACAUCCACAUGCUAGACAUUAGCAGUGCGGAAGAGGAGGACGAGCUACAGCAGGCAGCCACCAAGAUCCAGGCAGCAUUUCGAGGCUUCAAAACAAGACAAGAUUUGAAGCAAUCCCAACAUUCAGGAAAAAUAAAC